CCCGGAAACUUCGCGAUAGCACGCAAGACGCUAAUCGCUUUAGGACCGCGCUUCGUGACUCGACAUAGCCGAGCCCCUCCUCACCAUGUCGCCUCGCGCUAAGCUCCUUUCUGCGAGCUCUCCAGCUCGAGAGUUUCCAAACAUCAUGGCUUUCUUUGACGUCUGGAUCUUGCGAACAACCCCGAGCACUCAAUAUUGAGUACCCUUAAACUCAUCCGACGACAUUCGCAACUAUGAAGCUCUUUCCGAUCACCGCUUUCCUCGUCCUGGGCCCGGUCGCUGCAUUGUCUCAAGCUGCACCAAAGACCAGGCCCAAUUUCGUCUUCAUCCUCACAGAUGAUCAAGAUGCACAUAUGGGGUCGUUGGAUUACAUGCCAUUGACACAGAAGUUUCUGCUCGACGAAGGAACGCAAUUCAUACACCACUACUGCACCGUCGCCAUCUGCUGUCCAUCGCGAGUCAAUAUCCUCACAGGAAAGCUUUCGCAUAAUACCAAUGUCACAGACGUGAUACCGCCAUACGGUGGCUUUCCCAAGUUCGCCUCACAGGGUUUCCAUAAGAACUAUUUGCCUCUGUGGUUCCAGUCUGCCGGCUACUCAACCUACUACUCCGGCAAGAUAUUCAACGCGCAUACAACGAAGAACUACGAUGCCCCAUUACUUCCCGGUUUUAACGGGUCCGAAUUUAUCCUCGACCCCUUUACAUACCAAUACUACAACACUUCCAUGACGCGGAAUGGCGGAUCACCAGUGAAUUACAUUGGACAGUACUCUCCAGACUUGACGGCGCAGAAAGCCUAUGGCUUCCUUGACGAAGCGCUCGAGCAUCAGCAAUCAAAGAGCAUCCCGUUUUUCUUGACAGUUGCGCCUAUCGCACCGCACGCCGACGUGGAACUCUAUCCGACCAUGAAAGCAGGUCCACCACAGAUCGCGGAGAGACACCGGCACUUGUUCAAGGACUACAAGAUCCCACGAACGCCGAACUUCAAUCCCGAGAAGAUGGAGUUCGGAGCGAGCUGGGUGAAAUCACUUCCUGUGCUGAACGAUUCGGUAAUCGAGUAUGGCGACUGGUAUCAGCGACAACGCCUACGGAGCCUGCAAUCGGUGGAUGAGAUGGUUGGUGAAAUAGUGCACCGCCUAGAAGCAGCCGAGACUCUCGACAACACGUACAUCGUCUACACUUCCGACAACGGCUACCAUAUCUCUCAGCACCGCAUGCAUCCGGGCAAAGAAUGCGGAUACGAGACUGACAUCAACGUACCCUUCAUCAUUCGGGGUCCUAAUAUCGCGAAGAACAAGGUUUCGAACGCUGUGACGUCGCAUACAGAUCUUGCGCCUACUUUUCUUUCUUUAGCGGGCAUAGCGCUUCGCGAUGAUUUCGAUGGCCAACCUAUACCGCUGGAGACUCCGGUUACUGCGAAUGAGCUCGAAGGCGAAGGCGUGGACCAGGCGGACGUUAAUAACGGGCAUGGGAGCAACGAGCAUGUUGGUAUCGAGUUCUGGGGGCUUGCUAUUCCGGAAGGCAAGUAUGGAUACAAAGGGAAAUACGGGUUCGAAGAUGGCUUCGGAAAUGCCUACCGGAACAAUACGUACAAAGGUUUGCGGAUCGUAUCGGACGAGUACAGCCUGUACUAUUCCGUAUGGUGCACAAAUGAAAGAGAGCUAUAUGAUAUGAAAAAAGACCCAGCUCAAGUGCACAAUCUCCUGCACAACGAGGAUAUCUUCUCCAAUGCAGUGAUCCUCGGCCGGCCUGUAAGCCAUCUCGUGGACCGCCUCGACGCCCUUAUGAUGGUCCUCAAGUCCUGCAAAGGCCGCACCUGCACCCAUCCUUGGGAGUCACUCCACCCUUCUGGAGACAUCACGUCUCUGAGAGAAGCGAUCGAUGGUCACUUCGAUGCGUUCUAUGCUGAGCAGCCCAAGGUGGGCUUUGAAGAGUGCCGGCUGGGCUAUUUCCCCGAAGUAGAAGGGCCGAUGGAGGUUAACGGAUACGGGAUGGAAAACGAUGGAUGGAGGCACGGGGAUGGAGGAGAGCAGCGUCCUUUUUUUAAUGCUGAUUGGAGUGUCAUGACGUAG
This is a messenger RNA of Trematosphaeria pertusa, 2072 nucleotides long. RefSeq names its product Arylsulphatase. NCBI's taxonomy places the organism in Eukaryota, Fungi, Ascomycota, Dothideomycetes, Pleosporales, Trematosphaeriaceae. The record is from RefSeq and is a predicted model, not a curated record. Gene Ontology annotation, biological process: phenol-containing compound metabolic process. The transcript has 6 exons. Bases 234 to 2072 code for a protein of 612 amino acids. Gene Ontology annotation, molecular function: arylsulfatase activity; glycosaminoglycan binding; N-acetylglucosamine-6-sulfatase activity.